CGCCUCCUUUCCUUCUUUCUCCCUCCGCCACCCGAGCACCAGCCGCGCUCUGAGCUACCCCCGGGGUCCCUCCCCCGCCGCCAGAGGAGCAGCUGCCGCCGCCGCCAGCAACAAAUUAGGAGGGAGGAAGGAAGGAAAAGAGGAAGGAAAGGGAGCCGGGGCGACUACCAAGAGGGAGCCGGUGAAUGGGCUUGUGGUGACCCCCGCCCCCCACCCCACCCUCCCUUCCCACCCGACCCCCAACCCCCAUCCCCAGUUAGAGCCGCCGCCCGAGAGGCCGGACCGUCGUCUUAGGAGGAGUCCCCGCCACCACCUCCGCCAUGGAGCUGAUCACCAUCCUCGAGAAGACCGUCUCUCCCGAUCGGCUGGAACUGGAAGCGGCGCAGAAGUUCUUGGAGCGUGCGGCCGUGGAAAACCUGCCCACUUUCCUUGUGGAACUGUCCAGAGUGCUGGCAAAUCCAGGAAACAGUCAGGUUGCCAGAGUUGCAGCUGGUCUACAAAUCAAGAACUCUUUGACAUCUAAAGAUCCAGAUAUCAAGGCACAAUAUCAGCAGAGGUGGCUUGCAAUUGAUGCUAAUGCUCGACGGGAAGUCAAGAAUUAUGUUUUGCAGACUUUGGGCACAGAAACUUACCGGCCUAGUUCUGCCUCACAAUGUGUGGCUGGUAUUGCUUGUGCAGAGAUCCCAGUGAACCAGUGGCCAGAACUCAUUCCUCAGCUGGUGGCCAAUGUCACAAACCCAAACAGCACAGAGCACAUGAAAGAGUCAACAUUGGAAGCUAUUGGUUACAUUUGCCAAGAUAUAGACCCAGAGCAACUACAGGAUAAAUCCAAUGAGAUUCUGACUGCUAUAAUCCAGGGGAUGAGGAAAGAAGAGCCCAGUAAUAAUGUGAAGCUGGCGGCGACAAAUGCACUCCUGAACUCAUUGGAGUUCACCAAAGCAAACUUUGACAAAGAGUCCGAGAGGCACUUCAUCAUGCAGGUGGUCUGCGAAGCCACGCAGUGUCCAGAUACAAGGGUACGAGUGGCUGCCUUACAGAAUCUGGUAAAGAUAAUGUCCUUGUAUUAUCAGUACAUGGAGACGUAUAUGGGUCCCGCUCUUUUUGCUAUCACAAUUGAAGCAAUGAAAAGUGACAUUGAUGAGGUGGCCCUACAAGGGAUAGAAUUCUGGUCCAAUGUGUGUGAUGAAGAAAUGGACUUGGCCAUUGAGGCUUCCGAGGCAGCAGAACAAGGACGACCCCCUGAGCACACCAGCAAGUUUUAUGCCAAGGGAGCACUACAGUACCUGGUUCCAAUCCUCACACAGACACUCACGAAACAGGAUGAGAAUGAUGACGACGAUGACUGGAACCCCUGCAAAGCGGCAGGCGUGUGCCUCAUGCUCCUGGCCACGUGCUGUGAAGAUGACAUCGUCCCACACGUCCUCCCCUUCAUCAAAGAACACAUCAAGAACCCUGACUGGCGGUACCGGGACGCGGCAGUGAUGGCGUUUGGCUGCAUCUUGGAGGGACCGGAGCCUAAUCAACUCAAACCACUUGUCAUCCAGGCUAUGCCCACGCUAAUAGAAUUAAUGAAAGACCCCAGUGUAGUUGUUCGAGAUACAACUGCAUGGACUGUGGGCCGGAUUUGUGAACUGCUCCCUGAAGCUGCCAUCAAUGAUGUCUACUUGACUCCCCUGCUGCAGUGUCUGAUUGAGGGCCUCAGUGCUGAACCCAGAGUGGCUUCAAAUGUGUGCUGGGCUUUCUCCAGUCUGGCUGAAGCUGCUUAUGAAGCUGCAGAUGUGGCUGAUGAUCAGGAAGAACCAGCUACCUAUUGCCUAUCUUCUUCCUUUGAACUCAUAGUUCAGAAGCUCUUGGAGACCACAGACAGACCUGAUGGACACCAGAACAACCUGAGGAGUUCUGCGUAUGAAUCUCUGAUGGAAAUUGUGAAAAAUAGUGCCAAGGAUUGUUAUCCUGCAGUUCAGAAAACUACUCUGGUUAUCAUGGAACGACUGCAGCAGGUGCUCCAGAUGGAGUCACAUAUCCAGAGCACAUCCGAUAGGAUCCAGUUCAAUGACCUUCAGUCUUUGCUCUGUGCAACUCUUCAGAAUGUUCUCCGAAAAGUGCAACAUCAGGAUGCUUUGCAGAUCUCUGAUGUGGUCAUGGCCUCCCUGUUAAGGAUGUUCCAAAGCACAGCUGGGUCUGGGGGAGUGCAAGAGGAUGCCCUAAUGGCAGUCAGCACACUGGUGGAAGUGUUAGGUGGUGAAUUCCUAAAGUAUAUGGAGGCCUUUAAACCCUUCCUGGGCAUUGGAUUGAAAAAUUAUGCUGAGUACCAGGUUUGUUUGGCAGCUGUGGGCUUAGUGGGAGACUUGUGCCGUGCUCUGCAGUCCAACAUCUUACCUUUCUGUGAUGAGGUGAUGCAGCUCCUGCUGGAGAACCUGGGGAAUGAAAAUGUCCACAGGUCUGUGAAGCCACAGAUUCUGUCAGUGUUUGGUGAUAUUGCCCUUGCUAUUGGUGGAGAAUUUAAAAAAUAUCUAGAGGUUGUCUUGAAUACUCUUCAGCAGGCCUCCCAAGCCCAGGUGGACAAGUCAGACUAUGACAUGGUGGAUUAUCUGAAUGAGCUAAGAGAAGGCUGCUUGGAGGCCUACACCGGAAUUGUCCAGGGACUGAAGGGAGACCAGGAGAACGUGCACCCGGAUGUCAUGCUGGUACAACCCAGAGUAGAAUUUAUUCUGUCUUUCAUUGACCACAUUGCUGGAGAUGAGGAUCAUACAGACGGAGUAGUAGCUUGUGCUGCUGGACUGAUAGGGGACUUGUGUACAGCAUUUGGGAAGGAUGUACUGAAGUUAGUAGAAGCUAGGCCAAUGAUCCAUGAACUGUUAACGGAAGGACGGAGAUCGAAGACUAACAAAGCAAAAACCCUUGCUACAUGGGCAACAAAAGAACUGAGGAAAUUGAAGAACCAAGCUUGAUCUGUUACCAUUGGGAUGAUAACCUGAGACCCCCACUGGAAAUCUCCAAUCUUUUGAAAAACCCGGAAGUGAGGAGUGUGCACGGAUGCUGAAUGUUUGGGAAUGAGAGGAUGAGUGAGUGAGGCUUGAAAACACACCACAUUGAAAAUCCUGCCGCAGCAGCAGCCGCAGCCGCCAACAGCAGCGCUGUUAGUGAGCUAAGUAAGCACUGACUUCGUAGAAAACCAUAACGUCGGCCAUCUUGGAAAAGAGAAAAACGAUGGAUUUACUUGCUUAGGGGGAAAAAAAAGAAAGUUAUCUCUUCCCAGGAGAGGCUAGAACUAGCUUUUCUGUCUUUUGGCCGGUGCCGAGUGGAGUGACUGGUUUGGGAGAGGAGGAGGGACUGGGUUCAGCUGUGGUGCUUUGUUGUAAAAGGCAGCCUGGCCUUUGCUACUGAUAAGGAAGAUGGAGCCUGGGUCUCAAGCCCACCUUUGGUGUACCUUUGCCACACGGUACUGUUCGCGUGCCGGCUAAAAGGAGGGUGAGGGAUUCUUUACAGUCUGAGAAUGAGUGUGUGUGAGUGAGGCGGUAUCCACAUUCUCAACUUCAAGUCAUUGCAGUUUCUUUUUCCCAGAAAAAAAGGGGUUAGAUGUUGCAUUUCAUAAAACUAACCGAAGUUCUGUCUACUGAUGCAGCACAAGAGAUGUGUUUAAAAAAAAAAAAAAAAAAAGGAAA
Messenger RNA from Mustela erminea (ermine), 3665 nucleotides. RefSeq names its product karyopherin subunit beta 1 (gene KPNB1). The coding region runs from base 321 to 2951 and encodes 876 amino acids. The record is from RefSeq and is a predicted model, not a curated record. The transcript is spliced from 22 exons. Gene Ontology annotation, cellular component: cytoplasm; nucleus. Lineage: Eukaryota; Metazoa; Chordata; Mammalia; Carnivora; Mustelidae. Gene Ontology annotation, biological process: protein import into nucleus. Gene Ontology annotation, molecular function: small GTPase binding; nuclear import signal receptor activity.